AGAUUAUCGCCUCCCAUGGGCUGUGCACUAGUCGCUGAAUUGCGAUCAGAGAUAUUUUAUUGACCUGAAAUGAAUAAAAAAAAAUCAUAGUAUAUCUUCCCUGUGACGUAAAUAUGGAGUUUAUCGUAGUUAUGUGAGAGUGAGCCCAAAAUUGUGUCUACAAUGCGGAAAGAAAAAGAGUCGAGUAGAAAUCGAGUGUGUUGACACCUUUGACAAGUGCGCUCUGUACCAAUAGUCACCGCACCUGUCCGGACACUAUUUCCUGUCUAUUAUUUUCAAUUGUCAAGCCGCCAGCGGCAUAAGUGCACAAAUACAAGUGAGAAAGACUCGGUGGGAGUGAAAUUUUCUGAUGGGUAAAUGAUAAAUAAUGCGAACGUAUGUUGAGAGACAAGAGAAUAUCGGUGAGUUUUGCAUUAGGAAAAGUGCCAAAUCCGUGGAAAUCCUUGGUAAUGUCAGGUGGACAUUGUCGGCAUGGAGGAGGUAAGAAAGAAGGAUCGUGAGGAUCGUGAGGAUCGUGAGGAUCAUAGGUGUGAUCUUGAGGAUGAAGUCGUUGUCGUCAGGGGAAAUGGUAUUGUUGGAUGCAAAAAUUUGGAUGUGCUCCAAGAUCAGGCCAAUGCCAACUCGAGGUGUCAGGGGAGCGAUUGCGAGAGGGAGGAUUCACUUGAGAAAGAGGUUUGUGGAAAAACAGCUCAGAGUCCAGCUGCUUUGGCAUUCACCAUUGAUUUUGGAAAUGGCAGCAAGGAAGUUGACACUGUCAAGUAUCAGAAUCUUUUUCAGAGGUUCGCCAGGCACAGGAGGAAUGUCUCGACGUCCAAGAUAGAGAUUAAGACAAGUCAAUCGUCAGACUUAUCCCCAAAUUUUGUACAAAAAACUAAACCCGUGAGCAACUACUCUGAGGGAUACUUCAGCAGUGAAGAUGACACGAAACGAAAAGCUGACAAAUUAUCGCAGAAAUUGAAGGAACUAGGUUUAAAAACAUCACCAAAAGGAGUCUCUCUUCGUCAUCCCUUAAUGUCUCGUUCUCUCACUGAAAAACCCACGGCAAAUCGUCGCUCCUAUCACGAACCCUCGCCUCCUCGCCCAGACCUUUCCUACUCCUCCACGAUGAACGACCUGAGUCGUCUCCAGAAUGCCCUGGACGAAGACCGUUCAAACCGCGUGCAGUACUCCCCGGAGAAAAAGUACACCAAAAAUAUCGAGUACCUCGAGAUAAAUCACUCUUACUCCUCGGAGAAUCUCGAUGAGCCUCACGAGACCUCGGAGAAGCUCAAAAACACCAGCUACACACCGACCCCCUCAAACAAUCCAGGAUCUCUCCAAAAACCGAGAAACGUCCAGAUGCUCUGUGUAACGUACUCCGGAGAGUCUAGCACAGACCCAAACAUCGAUAAAUUCAGUGUUAGCAACCUGGACAAUGACUCCGAGGAGACAGUGAGUGAAGCUGGUACGUAUACAGUUCAUAAGGACUACACAGACGAGGAAAAGGCACGAAUGGACAUCGACAAGACCUUCAGCGUUGGAGUUCUCACUGAGGACGAGCAAAACUCGUCAUACGGCCACCACUUCCAGAUGAACACCUCCAGAGACUCAAAUUCCUGGAUUUCUGAGUGGGCGACUCAGGUAGCUGAGCACAACUCCCUGCCUCCUGCCAUUGGCGGCACAACAGGUCGUACCCCGCCAAUGAGUCCCUCGAAAAUUCCCUCCCCCAUCUACUCGAGAUCUAAACGUCUGCCAAAAAGUAGACACGAGGCCAGUGACAGCAGUCUCGAUGUAGAGGUUCACCAGAGGAUGGCCUCAACAAUGAUAGACUCUGGAGGUGAAUCAGACGAGGAUACCAGUAACAGUUAUCCCACUCCUCCACACAGCUCUCAACGAACUCCAACUCACUCGCUAGUUCGCCGAGGUAGUCUCUCUGAGUCACUCUUCAAAAGAGUUAAUACGUCUGAUUCACGAAGAAGCAUGAGAAAAUAUACGGAUAAGAAAGAGGAAAUAAAUGUGCCAAAGAGUCCGUCCCACAUGCUGGUAAGACUUCACCUAGGCCGUUCCAAUUCUGUUGAGAAUCGAGGGAAUCAUUCAGAUACUGCAGAGUCCAAUUCCUCGCGUCGCAGUAGCUUGAGAAAUUAUCACGAGGAGAACUUCAAGCACACGAAUAGUCCGAUAUUAAACCGUUUACGAUCGACAACCCCUAAGUUAACGAACAGUCCAAUCCUGGGACACAAGGCAUUAGCCACUAGAACACUGACACCGAGCAUCGAACGUCCAAAGCAACUGGUGAAACCUGGAAGUCAGUCCAAGAAUAUUGGCUACUUCACGUGUAUGGAGAACAGUCCCUACAUGUUGAGGAAGUCUCUGAGCACGUCCAAUUACCGCGAAGAAACGUCCAAGGAUAAAUUACUGAAUCUUCAUGGGAGUCCAAUGCUGUCGAGGAAUACGAGUAUUCAGCGUUCAACCUCCAACACCAGCAUCAGGACCAUGAAGACGAAGAGCAUGUUGACGAGGAGAAGCAGCUUCAACGACAACAGCAAUGAGAGGUUAAAAACAAAAUUAGCUAAUUCGGAUAGCAGUUCCGAAACAGGAGAGGCUGUGACUCCAGCUCCACCAAUUUCCUCAGGAAUAAAGCUCAAUAGAACGUUCAGUAUGCGUCGUGCUCGUCUCAGCUGUGAGUCAGAAUCCACACCGAAUACAACGCCUGAGGAACGACGAAGAAGGGCACAAUCAGAAAUCAAAUCAGCUCCUACAUCAGCUCGACAGCAGCAUCACCGUGGGAGGACGAGUAGUGUUGGUGCUAGUAACAAAGAAGUCUUCAAGAAACCUGAACCUCCUAGACCAAGAGGCCCAUCAUUGUCGAGAACUGAGGGGGGUAGAUACAGUAUGAGAGCUCAGAAGACUAGCCCGUCCACAAGGCCUAAUCAAAAAGCUAGUAAAGAGGGUAAAAAUUCUGGCAGAAGCAACUCAACGUUGACGUCCAAGGAGGUGGAAUUUCAGAAUUGGAAGAGAAGAAAGAAUUAUGAUCCCAUGAAGGCAGCUGCUGAGGGAAAGAAGAAGCUAGAUGUCACCAGGAAGCAUCACAGUACAGAGGAUGGAAAUAGCAGGGAUAAUUCUGUCCUGAGGUCUGCGAGCUUCCAUGGAACUGGUGGGGCAUUGUCUCUGGCUGAUGACUGGUCUGAUAAUGAAUUCAAUUUCAGGGGAGACGUGCAGCCACCCCCAUGCAGUCCUCUGGGUUCUGACAGUGAUCUGGAUACUUCUAGUUAUCUUCAGACUACUCACAAUGUCAUGUCGGCUAUGUCGGCUAGGAUCAAUGUGUAUCAAACUGGUGCUGUUGACUCUGGUGGAGAAAGUGAUGAGGACACCAGUCACAGUUUGAGGCAGGGGAGGAUAGGGCGAGAAACCAGUGACACUGAAAGCAGUGAGGAACAGGGGAAUAGAAAUUUGGGAUUCAAUAGGAGCUACGCGGGGAGGAGGAGCAGGGAACCUGAGGCUAAGGUACCGCAGGUUAAGGCUAAACCAGUUAAUAGUGGGAGAUCCAAGUCUGAAGGGACCAGCAUCGCUAGGACUGACUCGGGCAGGUUCAGUGUCAGGCCGACUAAAGGUGCUGUUAAGGUGAAGCCUAAGGAGGUGAAGAAGAAGGAGAGUCUCGUUAAAGAGCAGGAGAUGCAGAAUUGGAAGAGGAGAAAGAGCUAUGACCCUAUGAAAGCUGCUCUGGAGGGGAAGAGAAAGGCUGGCAUGGUGAAGAGGAGUCUCAAUUCCGAGUCUUCCAGGAUUCGUAGCGAUCGAUUGUAGAGAUAAACCAUCAUCUGAGAAAGUGUGUCCUGAGAUCUCAAAGCUUCCAUGGGCCAGUGACUCUAGGCUUAAGUGAAUGGAGUGACGAAGACAUUUCAGCAUCAGCCGACGAGGCAC
This is a messenger RNA of Fopius arisanus, 3897 nucleotides long. Its product is annotated as dentin sialophosphoprotein. The record is from RefSeq and is a predicted model, not a curated record. The transcript has 5 exons. Bases 472 to 3780 code for a protein of 1102 amino acids. Lineage: Eukaryota; Metazoa; Arthropoda; Insecta; Hymenoptera; Braconidae.